CGCUUCUACGAGGAAUACUCGGCGAAGACAUCGCAGCGCCUGAAGCUAAUCGACGCCUACCUGUUGUACAUCCUGUUGACGGGAGUGAUCCAGUUCUUGUACUGCUGUCUUGUGGGCACAUUUCCCUUCAACGCAUUCCUCUCGGGCUUCAUAUCGACGGUGGCGUCGUUCGUGUUGGGCGUCUGUCUUCGGCUGCAAAUCAAUCCGCAAAACAAAUACGAGUUCCGAGAACUGAGUCAAGAGAGGGCUUUCGCCGACUUUAUCUUCGCUCACAUUGUCCUCCAUUUGGUGGUCAUUAACUUCAUUGGCGAGACUCACCUCAAGAGCAUUCAGUCGCUGAUACCGACCAUCCAUUUGAUGAAUCUGAUCGGCUAUGCGAUGUUACUUACGAAUCCCGGAUCAGUUGGACUCUCCUUAAACUCGUUAAACUAUUAG
Messenger RNA from Oppiella nova, 435 nucleotides. Lineage: Eukaryota; Metazoa; Arthropoda; Arachnida; Sarcoptiformes; Oppiidae. The record is from the annotation of a GenBank genome assembly.